CAAAACAGUUCACAUCAAGGUAAUUGAUGAUGAGGAAUAUGAAAAAAACAAGAAUUUCUUCAUUGAGCUGAUGAGCCCCCGCAUGGUGGAUAUGAGUUUACAGAAAGCCCUGCUGCUCACCCAAGAGGUGGCUGAGAGGAAGCUGACGGUUGAAGAGGAGGAAGCCAAGAGGAUUGCAGAGAUGGGCAAACCAAUACUCGGCGAGCAUCCCAAACUAGAAGUCAUCAUUGAGGAGUCCUAUGAGUUCAAGAGCACUGUGGACAAGCUGAUUAAGAAGACAAACCUGGCUUUGGUUGUAGGGACACAUUCCUGGAGGGACCAGUUCAUGGAGGCCAUUACUGUCAGUGCAGCGGGUGAUGAGGAUGAGGAUGAGUCCGGUGAGGAGCGCCUGCCAUCCUGCUUUGACUACGUGAUGCACUUCCUGACCGUCUUCUGGAAGGUGCUGUUUGCUUGUGUGCCCCCCACCGAGUACUGCAAUGGCUGGGCCUGCUUCGUCGUCUCCAUCCUCAUCAUCGGCAUGCUCACAGCCGUCAUCGGUGACCUCGCCUCCCACUUCGGCUGCACCAUUGGCCUCAAGGACUCAGUGACCGCUGUCGUCUUUGUUGCCUUCGGCACAUCUGUACCAGACACGUUCGCCAGCAAAGCUGCGGCCAUCCAGGAUGUGUACGCCGACGCCUCCAUCAGCAAUGUCACAGGCAGCAACGCCGUCAACGUCUUCCUGGGCAUCGGGCUGGCAUGGUCGGUGGCAGCAAUCUACUGGGCAUCGCAGGGGCAGGAGUUCCAGGUGUCGGCGGGGACCCUGGCCUUCUCCGUCACCCUCUUCACCAUCUUCGCCUUCAUCUGCAUCAGCGUCCUCCUCUACCGCCGGCGGCCCCACCUCGGGGGGGAGCUGGGUGGUCCCCAGGGGUGCAAACUGGCCACGACGUUGCUCUUCGUCAGCCUCUGGCUGCUGUACAUCCUUUUCGCCACCCUGGAGGCCUACUGCUACAUCAAGGGGUUUUAG
Molecule: messenger RNA, 1003 nt
Organism: Cariama cristata (Red-legged seriema)
Lineage: Eukaryota; Metazoa; Chordata; Aves; Cariamiformes; Cariamidae
Product: sodium/calcium exchanger 3-like
Exons: 6
Biological process (GO): calcium ion import across plasma membrane; sodium ion transmembrane transport
Cellular component (GO): postsynapse; axon; sarcolemma
Molecular function (GO): calcium:sodium antiporter activity
Source: RefSeq, a predicted model, not a curated record